This is a messenger RNA of Boleophthalmus pectinirostris (great blue-spotted mudskipper), 1782 nucleotides long. RefSeq names its product solute carrier family 35 member A3a (gene slc35a3a). The record is from RefSeq and is a predicted model, not a curated record. The transcript is spliced from 8 exons. Gene Ontology annotation, cellular component: Golgi membrane. Gene Ontology annotation, biological process: pyrimidine nucleotide-sugar transmembrane transport. NCBI's taxonomy places the organism in Eukaryota, Metazoa, Chordata, Actinopteri, Gobiiformes, Gobiidae. Gene Ontology annotation, molecular function: UDP-galactose transmembrane transporter activity. Bases 421 to 1407 code for a protein of 328 amino acids.
UGUGUACACGGAAGUAGUGAGGUUUCAGCUCGAGCUCGGAGUUUACUGAAGAUGCUACUUUUGUGUCUCUAAUAGUCGCUUAGAAAGUGUCGGUUGAUGGUUUGGGGAUGGCAGAUUACCUUAGAGGUUUGUGUUUGGGGAUUCUGACUUGAAAAUACGCUCUUUGAGUGGACGGUGUAUAGCUGUGCGGGUCAAUGGACGCCAGGACUUAUGACUUAGGAAAAGUGCUGCUGUUUUGACAGCUGCCUGAAGCUUCACUACCUGUGUGUCUGUGUCAGAGAUCAGCUCUAUAAGUAAAAACGGCCCACAUGAAUAAAUUAAGGCAAUAAUUCGUGUAUAGAUUUCACAUGAAAGCGUCUGGAUUUGGAGCAGCUUUUUAACGCUCGUUAAAGAAGUCCCUCCCUUGAGCCAGACGUGACCAUGGCGUCUUCCCGGCUAAAGUACAUGUCUUUGGGGGUGCUGGUGUUCCAGACCACAUCCCUGGUGCUCACCAUGCGCUACUCCCGGACGCUGCAGUCUGAGGGUCCGCGGUACCUGGCUUCCUCCGCCGUGGUUGUGGCGGAGCUCUUGAAGAUCCUUACCUGUGUUCUGCUCGUCUUCAAGGAGCACAGUUAUAGCAUGCGAGCCCUGAACAGUAUUCUCCGUCAGGAAAUCAUACACAAACCUAUUGAGACUCUGAAGCUUGCCAUCCCCUCUGGCAUCUACACUCUCCAGAACAACCUGCUGUACGUGGCUCUAUCCAACCUGGAUGCAGCCACUUACCAGGUGACGUAUCAGCUGAAAAUCCUGACCACUGCUCUAUUUUCCGUAUCCAUGCUGGGUCGUAGGUUAGGGGUGUACCAGUGGCUCUCGCUCCUCAUUCUUAUGACCGGAGUGGCACUUGUGCAGUGGCCAUCUGAGUCUGCAUCGGCUGCAGAAAAGGAGGUGCUGUCGGCUGGAUCACAGGUUGUUGGAGUGACGGCCGUCCUGGUCGCAUGUUGCUCCAGUGGCUUUGCAGGAGUUUACUUUGAGAAGAUUCUGAAGGAAAGCAAGCAAAGCGUCUGGGUCCGCAACAUCCAGUUAGGGAUGUUUGGGCUGGUAUUUGGCCUUAUUGGCAUGCUGCUCUAUGAUGGAGAGAGGGUCCGAGAGUCUGGGAUGUUCCAGGGUUAUAACACACUCACCUGGACAGUUGUGGCGCUUCAGGCGCUAGGGGGUCUGGUCAUAGCGGCAGUUAUAAAGUACGCAGACAACAUCCUCAAGGGCUUCGCUACAUCCCUCUCCAUCAUCCUGUCAACUCUUAUAUCCUACUUCUGGCUCCAGGACUUUGAACCUACAGGGGUGUUCUUCCUGGGAGCAAUUUUAGUCAUUGUGGCUACUUUUCUGUAUGGGUAUGAAGUUAAGCCUGCUGUGAAUCCAAGCAGAGCAUAGUACUCUUCAGAGGGACACUACAGCAGUAUGAACCCUUGGAGCAGAGGGGAACAGUGUGCAGAAAAACAAGGGGAAAAGUCAAACAUUGUCAAACAUUUGGACCAGUCAAACAUUUGAACACACCAUCUCAUUCAAUGUUUGUUUCCUAAUUUUUACUACUUUCUGCAUUUUAUAUACUGGUACAUAUAAAUCACAAUCAAUCACAUCAAUCAAAUAUAUGAAGUAAGGUAUAUAGAAUCAUGUAGCAAAAAAAAUUUAAAUAACUCUAAAUACUAAAUAUUUUUGUUUUAUAUUUUAUAUUCAAAUCCUCAGAGUUAGCGUUGUUGAAAAAAUAUUUUGUUAUUUAACUUUUUUCCUUCACUGCAUAAUUCCAUA